Alosa alosa (allis shad) is the source of this 5857-nucleotide messenger RNA. RefSeq names its product guanine nucleotide-binding protein subunit alpha-12-like. The record is from RefSeq and is a predicted model, not a curated record. NCBI's taxonomy places the organism in Eukaryota, Metazoa, Chordata, Actinopteri, Clupeiformes, Clupeidae. Gene Ontology annotation, biological process: Rho protein signal transduction; adenylate cyclase-modulating G protein-coupled receptor signaling pathway. The transcript is spliced from 5 exons. Gene Ontology annotation, cellular component: brush border membrane; heterotrimeric G-protein complex. Gene Ontology annotation, molecular function: D5 dopamine receptor binding; GTPase activity; G-protein beta/gamma-subunit complex binding. The coding region runs from base 574 to 1737 and encodes 387 amino acids.
CGUAAGUUUAGGCUACUGGGAUGUGCCUUUCUCAAAAAAGUUCACAUACUUCAGAAGACUGUCGCCCUUCGACUUCUCCAAACCGUUUGUCAGACUACGUCCAGGAUUCCAACAAAGGCGCACGACAGUGUACGCUACUGAUUAAGAGUUUUUGCGACAGUUUUUCUUUCAAGAAGAAUUGGGAAUCUCUGGUGUUUUCGUCGACUGGCAGGAUAGGCUAUCCGGUUCUAUGUCCUUUUUUUAUCAUCCUCCUCCUCUCGCCCUUUAUAGCAUUCCUCCGUUGUUUUAAACAAACUGAAUUGAACACAAACGCGUUGGGGUGACCGCAGUGGAAUAAUGGGUUAAUAUUUUUGUGGUGUGCUAACAGUUCUCUGCUAAUCUAUUUUAACUUGGUCAAACUGUUACAUUUUACAAGUUGUCGCCAACUUCUACUGGACUCUGAUCAGACGUCGUUGGCCAUCGACUGGGAAUGCAACACGUCAAACCUUUUCGGGGAGGCAAAAAACAAAGUUAACUUUGACUUUUAAUCUCUUCGUCCAUCCUCUCCAAUUGACUCGACUCUCCUCGGCAGACAUGUCCAGCGUGAUGCGGAGUUUAAGUCGGUGUUUCCUACCGGCAGAGGCGGUUGGAGAGCGGGGCAAUGGCAAAGGGAAAAGUGGGGACAAGGACGUGCUGCUGGAACGAGAAGCACGGCGUCGGAGCCGGGAGAUAGACGCGAUGCUGGAGCGGGAGAGGAGAGCUACCAAACGGCUUGUGAAGAUCCUGUUACUCGGGGCGGGGGAGAGCGGCAAGUCAACCUUCCUCAAACAGAUGCGGAUCAUCAAUGGACACGAUUUUGACCGCAGAGCCUUACUGGAUUUUCGCGACACUAUUUAUGACAACAUACUCAAGGGCAUGCGUGUGCUGGUGGACGCUCGGGACAAGCUGGCCAUCCCGUGGCAGAGCGCGGAGAACGAGAAGCACGGCAUGUUCGUGAUGUCCUUCGAGGGUCGUGCGGGCGUCCGGGUGGAGCCGGCCACGUUCCAGCUGUACGCCGACGCCCUCGUCUCGCUCUGGGGAGACGCCGGCAUACAGGAGGCCUUCGCACGACGCAGCGAGUUCCAACUGAGUGAAUCAGUGAAGUAUUUCCUGGACAACUUGGACCGCAUCAGCCAACAGAACUACCUGCCCAGUCGGCACGACAUCCUCCUGGCCCGUAACGCCACCAAGGGCAUCGUGGAGCACGACUUCCUGUACCGCCGCAUCCCCUUCAAGAUGGUGGACGUGGGCGGCCAGCGCUCGCAGAGGCAGAAGUGGUUCCAGUGUUUCGACAGCGUCACCUCCAUCCUCUUCAUGGUCUCCUCCAGCGAGUUUGACCAGGUUCUUCUGGAGGACCGGCGCACCAACCGUCUGUCGGAGUCCAUGGACAUCUUCGAGACCAUCGUGAACAACAAGCUCUUCUCCAGCGUGUCCAUCAUCCUCUUCCUCAACAAGACAGACCUGCUGGUCGAGAAGCUCCGCGCCGGCGCCGACAUCCGCCGGAACUUUCCGGAGUUCUGCGCCGACCCGCGGCGGCUGGAGGACGUGCAGAGCUUCCUGGUGCGCUCGUUCGGCCGCCGCCGCCGCGGUGACCGGCGCUCGCGCCCGCUCUUUCACCACUUCACCACGGCCAUCGACACGGAGAACGUGCGCUUUGUGUUCCGCGCCGUGCGCGACACCAUCCUGCAGGAGAACCUCAAGGACAUCAUGCUACAGUGAGGACUACAAAUGCCCAUCUGAAAAGAAGACUACCAAUACCAGCAUGCAUUGCAAGAGUGUGCAACUCCAAUCUGCAGGAGAACCUAACUGACUACAAAGCACAACUGACACAAAAGCCUAACUGCCCCAAAACACCCAGCAUGCAUGACUGCACUGCAAGAGUGGAAAUCGCUACUUGCUAAAUGAUAUGGCACUUAAACAAGGUAUACAACAGUAAGUGGGGGAACUCCUUUAAUUGAACUACAUUAAUAUGGAGAAAAAAAAAAACUAUAAAUCCCAGCAUGUCGUUGUCUGGGAAAGGACUACAGUUGCCACAUUGCAGUAAUGCAGACUAGUGUGCCUCUAGUCAGGAAAAGGUUUUGCCAUUGGAUAUAAGGCCAGCAAGACCAACAUACAAAUAGACGAUUACAGUACAUAUCCCAGUCCUUUAUGAAUACACUCGACAGCAGCAUGUGUCUAUGAGGGUAUGCGUGUAUAUAUAUUACUAUCUGUGUAGAGAGUCAUUUUGAUCAUUUUAAUGAAAAUGGACAAAAAAACAAAUCGCUAGCUUGUGAAGAGAGAUGGGUCAUAAUCACUCACGGGUACCAGGGGGUGUCUGCCAAGGCUGGGUCUAGGAUUAAGCCAACCUUUGCUUUAUUAUUACUGUGAAAAAUAAUGUGUCAUUAGAGAGACCCAUUCAGUUACUCUAAUCAACACUCUCUAAAGAGUUAAUCUGAAUGACACAUGACACCACACACACACACACACACACACACACACACAAACUGUGGCGUACACAUCAACCAUAUGCAUUUCAUAUUCACUGAUUCAAAUGCCACUGACUUUCUUCACUGGUUUUAAAUCUGUUGCUCACACGUGGUUAUUGGAAAGCACUUACUGAAGAGCACUUAUUUGAUGUAACUGAGCUCUUUGAACUUGAGUUGUUAAGCUGACGUGCUGUACAUACGUCUGUACACACACACACACACACACACUUUUUAAAUAUUCUUAAAUCUUUUAUGGUCGGUUUAACUCCGAGUAUUAGAGUUGAAUAUACAGUACAUGUCAUAAUUCACUGGUAUAAAAUCCCUCUUUUACUUCUCUUUCUCUCUAUUUUCUCUCUCUCUCUCUCACCCACACACACCUACGAAUGCGUCUGUUACUUGUGUGGUUAUGUGUGUAGCACAUAUGGUUGUGUUACUUUCAGCCUGGCCAUGAAGUGAGCUGACAACUGUUUUUACUGUGACGGAACAAGUUGGUGUGCGCACACACACUCUCUCUCUUGCCCUCUCUCUCUUUCUCUCUAUCGUUAUCUCUCUCUCUCUUACACACACACUCACACUCAUAUACCUGUGUAAGAUGGAAAAGCAGCUCACCUUGGGGAACCUGUCACACAUGUCACAAUGCAUUAGCAUGCAUAUUUUAAAAUUCUUUUUAGAUUCUUUGUCCUCUUUCAUUUCCUGUCACUGGUAAUCUGUGAAGAGUAUUACGCUGUCUGGGACCCCUGCCUCCUGUGUAUCAAAGAACACACAGUUUAUCUCCAUGCAGCACGUGUGUGUGUGUGUGUGUGUGUGUGUGUGUGUGUGUGUGUGUGCAAUUCUGCACCCCAAUUCCGUGUGAGUAUCUGUAUGUGAAAGACUAAGCCACUCUAGACUGUAUGCAUCACGUGUGUGCAUGUGUGACAUGACAUGAAAACCACAUUUCCUACUUCUUCUCACAUGUCUUUGUUAGUUUCGGUGGUCGAUUUCAUUUCUCACUUCCCCCUUUUCACCAGCAGUGUUCUUGAGCUUCAGUUUUUGUCACGUGGUGGUGCCUUAUGAGAUGAUCGUCUUGGCAACUGGUUGUAAAGUCUGCUGACCGAUGUUCUCCCCCCUCCCCCAAACGGAAAGGUCAAAGUAGGUUUUGUUGUCGUAAUUUUUAACUAUUUUAUUUUCGUUUCAUUUUGUUUUUUUUUGUUGUAGGGAAAGGUUGUACUUGACAGGCUGGAGCCAGGUUAGGGUUGGAGCCAAGUUAGUAAGCUAGGGUUAAGGGUCUUAACAGGACUAGUUUGUUCAAUAGACUUUUAGCAAAACUGUGUUCAGACUGCUGGUGAUUGUUUGACUUGGGUGGCUUUUUUGUGUCGUUAUUUUGCGAUCUGAAGUGAACAUGAAAGGAAGGAGAGGUCAGAGACAUUAGGAGGGACUUAUGAGGCUCUGGGCCCAUGACGAGUCCUGUCAGCUCCAUUGCCUUGUAUGUCCAGUCAUUGGGUUUCUUUAUUAGGAGGUUUACCACUUACUCGGAGUUAACUCACCCAGAGGUUCAAAUUCCCAAACAGGCCAAUGCUUGCAAACGUUUGCAAACAGUUUUCUACGUUUUUUAUUUUUUAUUAUUUUUUAUAAGGUUUACCACUUUGAGUUAACUCACCCAGAGGUGCGUUGAAAUUCGCAAACAUAGGCAAACGUUUGCAAACAGUUUGCAGGCCAUUUUCUGUUUGCUUAGAGUUAAACUAAACCACCUACCGGUACUUGGCUUUUUUUUUUUUUAGGAGGCUUACCACUUAACUCACCCAAAUUCGCAAACAUAGGCGAACGCUCGCAAACAGUUUUCUGUUUUCUUGGAGUUUUCCGCAAACAUUUUUUUUUGUGAAGACAGGGGGCUUCUCUACUAGGAGGUUUACGGCUUAGUCAGAGUUAACUGGACCAGGUUUGUCACUAAACCACCUACUUGGAAUCUCCCUCCUGUAUGGGAGUGACCCUCUCGGGCUGUUAGAAGACGUUUUGUUCGCUGUGAGAUAUAGCUCUCCAUUUAAAUUCUGUGUGGCAACAAAUAUAUAGUUACACAUGGAGCUGUCUUUCACUUGACUUUAGUAGGGCCAAACAGCUGCAGUCUGGGCUGUCCUCAAGGGUGUGUGUGUGUGUGUGUGUGUGUGUGUGUGUGUGUGUGUGUACACAUAUGUCUAUGUGUCCGCGUGACACGUGUGUGUGUGUGUAUCUGCAUCAGAGCCUGUGUGUAUGUGUGUGAGCGAGAGAGAGCAAGUUUGGCGCUCUCUCAGCCUAAACACAAUGGUCUGAUUGUGUGUGUGUCAGAGUCCCUGGUCUCUGCUGGUUGUAGGAGCGUGUUCUUGGGACACAGGAAGUGGUGCGUGUCUGGGGCCCUCCCAGACAAAGCCGGGAUGCAGGAAAGAGCACGGAAUCACUCAGCACCCAGCGCCACCUGAGUCACCACUCAUCAGCUGCACAACAAUAAGAACAACUCCUCCAACACUCCACUCAACUCACUCUCUACUCUCUCCUCUCUCUCUCUCUCUCUCUCUCUCUCUCUCUCUCUCUCUCUCUUGGAUAGUACUUAGCAUCAGGUAGUACUACUUUGCAUUUUAAGUGAAGAGUUGUUUAAGCAGCUGGAAAUAUGAACAUCAAACAGCGCAAUUCUCUCUCUCCCUCAGGUAUUACUUAGCAUAUGAACAGAUGCCCCUGCACCUCUCUCCCUCCAUCUCCCGCUGCAGGUAUUAGUUAGCAUAUAUCUCCCGCUGCAGGUAUUAGUUAGCAUAUAUCUCCCGCUGCAGGUAUUAGUUAGCAUGAAAAGAGAUGCUGCCUUUGGUCUUCUUUCUUUCUUAUUUUUCCACUUUUCUUUCUUGUACUUCAGGUAUUGGUGAACUGACAUAUUGUUCCUUCCUCUCGUACUCUGUCAUACUAAGAUAUGCUGCAUUUUAAGGUGUUAUUUUUCAUGUGCCACUCUCUGUAUUUCAUUUUAAUGUUUUGGAGUUUUUUUUAUAUAUAUAGAUACAGUUGCUACUAUCUACAGUUUGUAAUAAUGCAUUCUGUAGCAGCUUAGCUGGGAAAUUAAUGGGCAGUCAAAAUGUCCAUAUGGCAAACCGAAAUCUAUGUCUCCCACCAUUUUGUUUUUUCUUUUGUUGCAUUUUAACAUUGCACUGGUAUUAGGAGGAUCAAAACACUAUCUAGGCUCGUCUGUGGUUUCAAAGUUGUGUCGGUGUGCCAGGCAGACAGAGCUAAACAUGAAUCUUUUAGUUUUGGGAUUCGCACACAGAUCUUUUUUGUGCUGGGAACAGAAAUAGAGACAUCAGAAACAGAUGUUUGAGCUCCACUCGUUUGUGUGUGUGUUUUAAAAGGAAGAAAAAAAAUGGAAUAAAUUCAGUGUACAUUUG